Messenger RNA from Daldinia decipiens, 1074 nucleotides. Its product is annotated as NAD(P)-binding protein. Bases 186 to 1034 code for a protein of 282 amino acids. Lineage: Eukaryota; Fungi; Ascomycota; Sordariomycetes; Xylariales; Hypoxylaceae. Gene Ontology annotation, cellular component: endoplasmic reticulum; lipid droplet. Gene Ontology annotation, biological process: phosphatidic acid biosynthetic process; triglyceride catabolic process. The record is from RefSeq and is a predicted model, not a curated record. The transcript has 10 exons. Gene Ontology annotation, molecular function: triacylglycerol lipase activity; acylglycerone-phosphate reductase (NADP+) activity.
UCUUAUCUCCGCCUUUUCUUAGAAUUACCUAUGUGGUUGGCUGCCCUGGAAUCACCAAUCUUGUCCUCUAAUAGUCAGAAACGUGGGGGAGAUUCCAUCCAGCUUGACUUUCCCCUUUGCACUACGUAGAUAAUCAUUACUAUCCUUCACCGAAGCAUUCGCGUUAAUAGCCAGUUGCUUUUGAAAUGGCAGGAAGGGCACGCUUCUCCCUGGUUACUGGAUGCGGGCAAGGAGGCAUAGGAGAAGCGCUCGUCAGGGAGUUUGCGAAACAGAACGUCCGGCCUAUCGCCACUCUGCUGCCUAACGAGCCGAGCGAACAUCUUGACCAGGCUGGGAUCCUCCAUUUCCCUCUUGACGUGACCAAGGAGGACUCCGUGAUGGAGUUGAAGAAGCAUGUACAUGCAGUCACAGAUGGUAAUCUGGACAUACUAGUAAACAAUGCUGGAAUAGCUUUUACUAUGACUGCCAUCGAUACCGACGUUUCUGAGGUGGAGUAUAUGUUCAAUGUCAACGUGUUUGGGCCUAUGCGACUGGUACACCACUUUCAUGACAUGCUCAUCCAGUCAUCUGGGACUAUCGUCAACAUUGGAUCUGUUGGAGGUAUUGUGCCAUACGUUUAUGGAUCAUCCUACAAUGCGUCCAAGGCGGCUCUUCAUCACUGGUCAAACACUCUUCGUGUUGAGAUGGCUCCUCUUGGCGUUAAAGUUUUAACAGUCAUCAGCGGUGAGAUUGGCACGAAUAUCUUGAAGAAUGAUUUCGACAGAGAGCUGCCCGAAGGAUCUUACUACUCUCCUUUAGCCCACGAAUUUCGACAGCAUGUGCGACGAACUCCAGUUACCACAAACCGCUUCAGUUAUGCCGAGAAGGUAGUUGCACAAAGUCUGAACCGAUCCGCACCAGCGUGGUUCUGGUACGGGAAGACAACAUCGUUGGUCCGCCUAUUUGAUAUUAUCGGAUGGCGUACGGUUUGGGACUACAUAUUUUGGCAUAUGUUCAAUCUUGGGAAGAUCAGAGCGAGGAAGGGUAAGAGCUGACACCAAGUACACCGUCGAAUGUUCCUCAGACGUUACUCUU